Molecule: messenger RNA, 1568 nt
Organism: Triplophysa rosa
Lineage: Eukaryota; Metazoa; Chordata; Actinopteri; Cypriniformes; Nemacheilidae
Exons: 3
Coding region: 648-1322 (224 amino acids)
Cellular component (GO): cytosol
Source: RefSeq, a predicted model, not a curated record
UUCCAACCCUAAUCAAAAUUUUGAAAAAUAAUCUUUUUUUUCAGAUUUUACAAGUUGAGUCCUGGUUAAGAACUACACAGUUUAAUCUUGCUUGAACUACAGUGUAUCUAAAAAUUUUAGGAGGCCACAGUAUAGCUUCCAAAGGAAGUCAUUUUUCACCAUUUUGAAUGCAAUGUAAAUUGUAGCAUCCCAGCACUUCAGUACAACAGGAAUGAAUAAAAUAGCAAAAAAAGUAAAAGGACAUGCACAAAAACAAAAACUCCAUUACAGAGGACACAAGUCGGUGGGCGAGGUCUCGGGAGGAUAGGGCCUUUAUCUUUUAUCUAGGUUAGAUAGACAGUAUUUCUCAGCCAAGUAAUACAAUCACUGUGUGACUGUGUAUCAAAGAAUGAAGAAUGAAUUAUCUUAUACAUUUUUCUUUAUUCACAAGUUUAUCACCUCAAAGAAGCUCUCUACUUAUUUUACUUGGUCCCUGGUGUACACUGGCAAACGUUUGACUUGCCCAAAGGAAACUGUAGCACAGCCAGACGACAUGACCACCAUGCCCAUCUGACACAAUUUACCCAAUAAAUAGACGCAUAUAAGACUGGUGAUGGCUGGAUCGGGGAUAAAAGUUGAAGACUAGUGCACAUCAGGAUCCAAGAAACAUGAAGAUUGAGGCUCUUCUGUGUUUUUGUUUCAUACAUGUCAGCCCCUCUCACAGUUUGAGAAAUGAAUCUGCGGAUGAUGUGUAUGAAUUCCUCUGGCAAAACAAUAAAGACAUCGCCGAUAAGACACUCAGGGUGGACUUCCUGACACAAAUGGAGAGUAGCAGUCUGCAAGCAGAGCGAUACGUCAACUUCACCAUACAGGACAUCAACUAUGUGCUGAAAGUGACUGAUAUGUUGAAGAUAAUGAGCACAAGAGUUACCCAGCCUGCGGACCUCAAAGAUUUCAUGGCAGCCAGAUACUCAGAUUACAAAGAUUUCGCCAAUUUAAUGGUCAAUCAAUAUCUUUUUAAGGGUUCACCUGCCAUCCAGCAAACUCCAGCUAUGAGAAAGUAUCUGUUAUAUUACAAAUCGUUAAUGUUAGGAGAUCCGGUGUAUUUUGCCGUGGGUCUUCUGCCCUGUUCUAGACUCUGGGUGUGGCUGGCCAAUAAUCUAAACAUACCUCCAACCAAUGCCUACUACACCUGGAAAACAGACAACAUGAACGGCAACCCUGAGAAGCACUACAAAGCUCUGCUGAACAAGUAUCUCGACACACCUCAGAAAGUGGCGAAGGCGAAUACCGUGUUCCGUACUCAGAUGCAGAAUGAGCAUGAUUUCUUUUUCACUUCUUGAGUGGUUGACUGUGUUUCUACUACCAUAAGCAGAUGAAAUGUUAUGAAAAAAAUGAUUUUUCUCUGCAUGAUUAACCCUUUUAAAGGUGUCGUUAAUCUGUGGUAUAUAUUAUAAUUUGUCUUUUUUUGUCUUUUCUUGUGAUUUUGUAGUUUCUGAUAAAGAUAUUAUUAAUAAUAUACAAUGUACUAUGAUCAAUAAAAAUACGUCAAUGAUAUAUCUUAUACGCAAACGUAAAUAAAAACAAAU